This is a messenger RNA of Moneuplotes crassus, 1130 nucleotides long. The record is from the annotation of a GenBank genome assembly. Lineage: Eukaryota; Ciliophora; Spirotrichea; Euplotida; Euplotidae.
UUAAUUUUUUACUUAAAGAUGUACUCAAAAACGAAAAUACCAGAAUGGAAUGGCAAUAAGACUACCGAGAAAGAAGAUCAAUAUUGAGAGAAAGGUCCUGAAGACACUAUUUCUAAAAUACAGUUCUCAAAUGUCACAAGACUUGAAGAAAAUCCAAGAUUUAUCUCUUGCUCAUCAUGGGAUAAUAUGAUAAAAGUCUGGGAAUUAGACAAGAGUUAUUUGAAAAUCGAUAUCAAACAUGUAGGAGAAACCUCAAUGGAUGCUCCAGUCUUAAGUCAUUGCUGGGACCCAGAGAAUGCAGUUCUAUUUGGUGCAUGAGCAGAUAACAAAGUCAAAAUGUGGGAUGUGGGUAAAGAUACAAUAACCCAAGUCGCAGAACAUGAUUAUUGCGCAAAUAAUGUUUUCUACUGAUUCGAGAAUAACAUCCUAAUUACAACAGGGUGGGAUGGCCACAUUAAAUUCUGGGAUUUGAAAGAUAACAAGCCAGUGUUUGAUAUAGAUUUGUCUCCUCUGAAAAUUUGGACUGCAUCAUAUCAAUACCCAUGACUGGUUGGUUGCCUAAGUGAUAACACAAUUUUUGCUUAUCAUAUGGAUCAUAUAACAAAAUAAGAACCAAAGCAAACCAGACUUAGAAACUGAUAGUCCCCUCAAGUUUCAAACUAGAUCAGUUGAAGCUUUCCCAGACGGAGAUGGAUACAUAGUGACAUCAAUUGAAGGAAGAUGAGGAGUCAAGAAUAUUGAUUGGAAUUACAUCAGUCGCAAGCAAUCUGAAGAUUUUAACUUCAAAUGUCACAGAAAGAAUUAACACAGCCAAUGAUGUAUACCCAGUCCACCAGGUCUCAUUCAACUACAAGUUCAAGACAUUUGCAACAUGAGGAGGAGAUGGUACCUAUACAAUAUGGGACAAGGAUAAAAGGAAAAGACUCAAAAUUAGUGGAGGAUGUGACUCCCCUAUUACAGCUGUCAAAAUGAGCCCAAAUGGAGGCAUGCUAGCCUACGGUUUUGGAUAUGACUGGUCUAAAGGCUGUGUAGGAGCAGGAUCAUACGGAGUCGGAAUGUUCAUUCAUCCAACAAUGGAAAAAGAAAUCAAGAGCUCAAGUUAAUAAAAAUUCUUCUCAAAAAUGACUAAG